CUCCGCCCGGGGAGGCCGAGCGCGCCCCGGCACGGCCCCGCGCCGCGCCCCGCCGGAGCCGCCGCUCGCCAUGGGCUCCCGCCUGUCGCUGGACGAGUCCGUGCGGGUCGUGGUGGUCGGGGGCGGCUUCGGAGGGACGGCGGCCGCCAGCCUGCUCAAGUCCUGGGCCGUCCCCUUCGUGCUGGUGGACGUGAGAGAUGCUUUCCAUCACAACGUGGCCGCGCUCCGGGCCGCCGUGGAGAGCGGAUUUGCCAAGAAGACUUUCAUCUCCUACUCGGUCACCUUUGGGGACAGCUUCCGACAAGGCAAGGUUGUGGCCAUAGACCCUGGGAGGCAACAAGUUGUGCUCAGUGACGGUGAGGAGCUCCACUACUCCCAUCUCAUUCUUGCAACAGGCAGUGAUGGGCCAUUCCCUGGGAAGUUCAACCAAGUCAUUGACAUGGAAAGUGCCAUCCAGACCUAUGAGGACAUGGUUAAAGAGAUUGAGAAAUCUCAGCGCAUCCUGGUAGUGGGAGGUGGUGCUGCUGGAGUGGAGAUGGCUGCUGAGAUCAAAACAGACUACCCAGAGAAAGAGGUCAUCCUCAUUCACUCAAAAACUGCACUGGCUGACGUGGAGCUGCUGCCCAGUGUCCGUCAGGUGGUGAAAGAGAUUCUCCUCAGGAAAGGAGUCCGGCUGCUGUUAAGUGAAAAGGUCAGCGACGUAGAAAGCCUCAGGCCAAACCAGUUCCAGAAAGACAUGGUAGUGAGGACAGAGAAGGGCACUGAGGUGGUUGUUGACAUGGUGGUGCUGUGCACAGGGAUAAAGAUCAACUCUUCUGCAUAUGCUGCUGCAUUUGGUGACAAAAUGGCAAGUAAUGGUGCUUUGAAAGUUAACAAGCAUCUCCAGCUGGAAGGCUACGAGAACAUCUAUGCCAUCGGGGACUGUGCAGAUCUCAGAGAGCCCAAGAUGGCCUACCAUGCUGGGCUCCACGCCAACAUUGCGGUGACAAAUAUCAUCAACAGCCUGACACAGAAGCCUCUCAAAACCUACGAGCCAGGGUCACUAACAUUCCUGCUUUCCAUGGGCAGGAAUGAUGGCGUGGGCCAGGUGAAUGGUUACUAUGUGGGACGUCUCCUGGUGACCAUUGCCAAGAGCCGGGAUCUGUUUGUCUCCAAGAGCUGGAAGACCAUGGGGCAGACAAUGCCCUCUUGAGAGGGCACCAGGAACAAUCCAGCAAGGAGUGCAGCAACUGGAACAGGGCGAGGUGUGCUUCUAUUGCUUGGACUGACUGAUACUGUCCUCUGCAGCGCCUCCUCAGGCCACCUGUCACUGUGACACAUAAAAGGGGUGCCUGCCUUGCUGUGAAGGGGACGGAGGCACUUCCCAAAUGAGCUGCACAGAAGCUCCCAGGAUAAAAACCAGGGAAGAAAUGUUUCUUUUACUCCCCCCGCUGAGAGAGCUCUGGGCAACAAGCUUGGCUUACCUUGAUUUGGAACAAUAAACACUGCUUUUCAGAA
Messenger RNA from Motacilla alba alba, 1497 nucleotides. RefSeq names its product apoptosis inducing factor mitochondria associated 2 (gene AIFM2). The record is from RefSeq and is a predicted model, not a curated record. Gene Ontology annotation, biological process: apoptotic mitochondrial changes; positive regulation of apoptotic process. Gene Ontology annotation, molecular function: electron-transferring-flavoprotein dehydrogenase activity; flavin adenine dinucleotide binding. The transcript has 8 exons. NCBI's taxonomy places the organism in Eukaryota, Metazoa, Chordata, Aves, Passeriformes, Motacillidae. Gene Ontology annotation, cellular component: mitochondrion; cytoplasm. Bases 71 to 1192 code for a protein of 373 amino acids.